Messenger RNA from Chelmon rostratus (copperband butterflyfish), 3767 nucleotides. It is a transcript of the gene ddx55, whose product is annotated as DEAD (Asp-Glu-Ala-Asp) box polypeptide 55. NCBI's taxonomy places the organism in Eukaryota, Metazoa, Chordata, Actinopteri, Chaetodontiformes, Chaetodontidae. The transcript is spliced from 14 exons. Gene Ontology annotation, cellular component: nucleolus. The record is from RefSeq and is a predicted model, not a curated record. Bases 71 to 1900 code for a protein of 609 amino acids. Gene Ontology annotation, molecular function: RNA helicase activity; ATP binding; nucleic acid binding.
GCGUGGAGACUCAGACCAGCCGCGGCUAGCGACUUUAGCACAGAGCUCAGCUUUAUGGUUCACUGCCAGCAUGGAUAAUACGACAGACGGGACGUGGGGCAGUUUACCUGUUAAACUUAACGACAGCAUUUUACAGACGCUCGAUGAACUGAAAUUCACACACAUGACACCUGUACAGUCUGCUUGUAUCCCGCUGUUCAUGAGUAAUAAAGACGUGGCUGCGGAGGCGGUGACCGGAAGCGGAAAGACGCUUGCUUUUGUGAUUCCUAUAAUCGAGCUGCUCCUGAGGAGAGAGGAGAAGCUGAAGAAGAUGCAGGUCGGUGCCCUGGUGAUCACCCCCACAAGAGAGCUGGCCCUUCAGAUCAGUGAAGUGAUGGAGCAGUUCAUUCAGAAAUUCCCACAGUUUACGCAGAUUUUGCUGAUUGGUGGCAGCAACCCGAUCGAGGAUGUGGAGAAGUUCAAGGAUCAAGGGGCAAACAUUGUGAUUGCGACACCGGGCCGUCUGGAGGACAUGUUCAGGAGGAGGUCAGACGGUCUGGACUUGGCCAGCUCGGUCAAGAGUCUGGACGUGCUGGUUCUCGACGAGGCCGACAGGCUCCUCGACAUGGGUUUUGAGGUCAGUCUGAAUACCAUCUUGGACUACCUGCCUAAACAGAGGCGUACAGGCUUGUUUUCAGCCACUCAGACGCAGGAGCUGGAGAAGCUGGUGCGGGCCGGCCUCAGGAACCCAGUACGCAUCACUGUGAAAGAGAAGGGCGUGGCCGCCACCGCCGCCAUCCAGAAGACGCCCUCCAGGCUCUCCAACUACUACACCAUCUGCAGAGCAGAGGACAAGUUCAACAGCCUGGUGGCGUUUCUGAGGCAGCACAAGCACGAGAAGAACCUGGUCUUCUUCAGUACCUGUGCCUGUGUGGAGUACUACGGUCGAGCUCUGGAGACGCUGGUCAAGAAGGUCACCGUCCACUGCAUCCACGGCAAGAUGAAAAACAAACGCAACAAGAUCUUUGCAGACUUUCGGGCCCUGAAGAGUGGCAUCUUGGUGUGUACAGAUGUCAUGGCCAGAGGAAUUGAUAUCCCUGAUGUGAACUGGGUGCUGCAGUAUGAUCCUCCCAGCAGUGCCAGUGCCUUCGUGCAUCGAUGUGGACGCACAGCACGAAUCGGCAACCAGGGCAAUGCCCUCGUCUUUCUGCUGCCGAUGGAGGAGUCAUAUGUCACUUUUUUGUCCAUCAACCAGAAGUGCCCGCUCGAGAUGAUGCCCCCUGUCAGCGACGUGGUGGACGUGCUACCCAAAGUGAAGGCCAUGUCUCUGGCUGACCGCGCCAUGUUUGACAGGAGCAUGAGAGCCUUCGUCUCGUACGUCCAGGCCUACGCCAAACACGAGUGCGGCCUCAUCUUCAGGGUCAAAGAUCUGGACUUCGCCUCUUUAGCCCGCGGCUUCGCCCUCCUCCGCAUGCCGAAGAUGCCCGAGCUGAGGGGGAAAACGUUUCGGGAUUUCACCGAGACAACGGUGGACACGGACACCAUCCGCUACAAGGACAAGAACCGAGAGAAACAGAGACAGAAGAUGCUAACAGAGGCGAAAGAGAGGACUCCCUGUCCCAGAAAGAACUUCAUCAAGAACAAGGCCUGGUCUAAACAGAAGACCAAGAAGGAACGCAGGAAAAAGAUGGCGGCCAAGAGGAAGCUGGAUGAGGGCUCCGACGUGGACGACGAAGACAUGAAAGAGCUUUUAAAUGACACCCGCCUCCUCAAGAAGCUGAAGAAAGGGCAAAUCAGCGAGGAGGACUUCGAGAAACAGAUAACAAGCAAAGCGAAGUCAAAUAAACAGAAAGCAGAAGGAGCAUCACAGGGCAGCUUGGGAGACGAGGACGGAUCUCCUCACGCAAAGCAGCACCUCUGACAUUUGAUUCACCUUUUGAUAUGACGGCUUUUAUUGACAAUCGUCAGGCACAGUUAUAAAUAAAGCUUGAUGAGUUCGUCGCUGACAGCAGACGGGGUGAGGACUCCCAGGUCCGUGAAGAGGAGGGUGAUGAGGGAGGGAGGCGUGUAAUCGAUCAUCGGAUGCUCGUCUGACAGGUUCUGUACGGUCUUCAGGGUAUCUGCUUUGUACUGUGGAGGCGAGGAGAAGACCUGUAAACAAAUGCUCUAAAAUAGAAUAAAAAUGAAUCCACACUUUGAACUCGUACCUUAAAUUUAUCAGGCACGUCCUGUUGGUUGAGCGGAUACAGGCGGACAAAUUUGAAGCUCUCUGCCACCACGUAGAACGGCUUAUUGUGAGCUUUGGAGCACACGGCCAUCUGAUAAGUGCCGAUCUGCAACAGCAAAGAGGAAACGUUUAGUUCUGUUUGCAUCAAGCAUUAUCAAUACUAAGUGAAACCUGGGGUCUGUGUCACGAAGCAGGAUUCGUGGGUUUUACAGCUGUGUUUGAUCUUAAUGGAGAAUGCCACUGGUUUAUCAUUGCAUUGCUGUAAUACUGUCAGACUGCUGAUGGAGAGUUUACAACAAAAAUCAGCGGCCUUUUAUUCCACACAUUCUUCUUCCUUGUGCCUACAUUACCCAUAAUGCAACUCAACCCCAGGCAGUUUGGUUGGAGAUUAAAGUGUGUUACGCUAGUAGCAGUUAAUGUAACAUCAAGCAGACUGAUGCUGGCUGGAGUGAGGCAGUCGUGGUCCCAAAGACCUGGAAACAGACUUUGAUGUGUACCAUCAGUGGAGUUCUCCUUUAAGAACCUCUGUCACAUGAACAAUUAGCUAGUUUGGUAAACUGGGCCGGUUGACAGCCAUCUUUGCGACACCAGUUAACCUGUUAUUUCAAAGAAAGCCAGACUUGAACUUGAUACAGGCCCCCGACUAUUUCCUGAAACGCACCUUGUUGAUGAUCCCUCCACUCUCAACGACUCCCUCUGCGCCGACAAUAACGAGGUCGACUUUCUCCAAGACGUACCUGUGAACAGUGACACGAACACGCUGAAUAAAUGCAGCUGCGAUCACGUGACCAAUGUGUGACUGAGUGGUGGUUUUUAACUUAAAUAAUGAGAAAUGUUCUUACCCCACAGCUGCAUCCAGGACUACCGUUACUGGAACAUUGAGCGUUCUCAGAGCUUCUGCCAUCUGUCGCCUGAACACAGAGCACGUAAAAAAAAAAGGAAGCUUCAGUGAGUUUGUGUCCCCUCGGAAUAAAACGAGGACACAUUUUACUGGCUGUAUUCACUCACCCGGCUGAGUCCGGCUGCGAUUCAGUCACAUAGACAGAGAAGCGUUUCUUCUCGCCGGCAGCUUUCUCCAGCACCCGGAGGACGACUCUGGAGUACGAGUGAGUCAGGAUUUUCUGAGGGGAACACAAGAGGAACGUCACUGAGCUGCCUCAACACUGUGCAUAAAGACUGUCGUAUGUCUGCCCAUGCUGAAGCAUCUCACUGGAGGACAACAAUGACCUUCAGCCUCAGCAGGCAGGUUUUAGAUAAAGUUGUUUUCAGUCCUGGUAGAGUUCAGACUUCUUGCCAAAGGUGUCAAAUCAAGCCCUUAAAUGUUUGAUAAGGUGUCCCACAAGGAUCAAUAUCAGGCCCACCUGUUUUUUACUCCAGAUGUUACUCUGUGCCUUUGUGGUGUUGGGUAUUGUUAGCCAUAAAAGGCUGUAACAUUCGUCUAUUAGUGCAGAACCAUCACGGGUCAUAGUCUGGUGCAUCCAGCUACAACAGCAAUAAGGGGAUAAGACAAAGAUGGUGCGUCGCCGCUGCUCCACAGUUGUAGCUGCACUAAACUCACAUC